CUUAGAGAGAUAUGGCCAGGUGUCUUGUUUUGGACGAGGAAACUUUCCACAUAUAUGCGACUGUAUGGAAGGAAGUUCAGCAUAGAGGACCAUGUGCACUUUGUCAAGCUGCUGUAUGAGCUGGUCACCAUCCCCAAACUGGAGAUCAGUAUGAUGCAGUGCUUCGCCCGUCUCCUCAUCACCCUGCUGAAGAAGAAGGAACUGCUUUCAAGAGAGGACUUAGAAUUGCCAUGGCGACCACUUUAUGAGUUGCAGGACAGGAUCCUGUACUCAAAGACAGAGCACCUCGGCCUGAACUGGUUUCCCAGUUCUCUGCGGCCACGCUCUUCCUCUAAGCACAUAAUUGUUCAACUUGCUCAGAGGUGCUCAGUGGAAGCAGUUCUGAAGGCUUUAAUCAAGAACUGCAGACCAUAUUUCCCAGAAUCAGCCACACAGGAGAUGCUGGAAGAGUGGAGGCCUCUGAUGUGCCCAUUUGAUGUGACCAUGCAGAAGGCGAUGGGAUAUUUUGAGCUCUUCCUGCCCACCACUCUCCCUCCAGAGCUGCAUGAUAAGGGCUUUAAUUUGCUGGGAGGGCCCAGCAAGCAGACCCAGACCCAGCUCAGUGGCCUUUUCAACAGUAUCGCCUCGUUUUUCCACCCUUCUAACCUCGGCCGCUGGCUGAUGAAACUCAUGAAGCUCGUUCAGCGAUUACCUGCCAGUGUUGUGAAACGUCUGCAUCGAGAACGUUACCGGACGCCAACGUGGCUGACUCCUGUUCCCGAGAGCCACCUUCUCAGUGAGCAGGACAUCACAGACUUUGUGGAAAGUAUGAAGCAGCCCGUCCUGCUGGCGAUGUUUAGCAAAACUGGCAGCCUGGAUGCUGCCCAGGCCCUGCAAAACCUUGCCCUGCUCAGACCUGAUCUAGUCAUUCCUCCAUUGCUGGAGAAGACAUAUCCUGCCAUGGAGACCCUCACUGAGCCUCACCAGCUGACCGCCACUCUAAGCUGUAUGAUCGGUGUGGCGCGGAGCCUGGUGGCCGGGGGCCAGAGGUUUCCAGAGGGCCCCACACACAUGCUGCCUCUCCUUUUACAGAUAACAUUCCAAUUUUUAGCGACUUUUGUUACUCUUGUGCCAUUGGUGGACUGUUCAGCUGCUGUUCAGACAAGAAAUGACCUCACACAGGUGGAAAAAGUGUUGUGUUCAGCCUCAGCAGAGUUUGAGGACUUUGUUCUUCAGUUUAUUGAUAGGUGUUUUGCACUGAUUGACACGAGUACACUGGAACAAACCCGGGAGGAGAUGGAGACAGAGAAAAUGACUCAUCUGGAGAGUCUGGUGGAGCUGGGCCUGUCCUCCACAUUCAGCACUAUCCUCACGCAAUGCUCUAUGGAAAUAUUCCAGGUGGCUCUGGAAAAAGUCUUUAACUUUGCCACGACAAACAUUUUUGAGACUCACGUGGCUGGACGGACGGUAGCGAACAUGUGCCGAGCUGCAACCAAGUGUCACCCGGCAGAGGCUCUGAAACUCUUUUUGCCCCACUGCUGUAAUGCCAUAUUACAAAUCUCAACCUAUGAAGAGGAAUUAAAUGAAGAGGAGCUGGAUAAAGAGCUGAUGUGGAACCUCCAGCUGUUGUCGGAGGUGACCCGUGUGGAUGGUGAUCAACUGUUACUCUACAGGUCUCAGCUGGUGCAGAUUCUUCAGUUAACUCUGCACCUGAAAUGUAAGCAGGGCUACAAUCUGGCCUGUAAGCUGCUCUAUCACAUCCUGCGCUCCAUGUCCCUCAUCUAUCCCAGAGAGUACUGCAGCAUGUCCGGAGGGGUCCAGCAGCACACUGACACAUACCUUCCAAUUAAGGACUGGGGUCUGCCUGGAGACCUGUUGAACCUGGGCAUCCAGUGGCACGUGCCCAGCACAGAAGAGAAAGAGUUUGUUUUUUAUUUGCUGGAUCUGUUGUUAAAACCUGAACUCCAGCAUCUGCAGAAACACACACAGGGAGAACAGGACAUCAGCAGGGAUGAUGUUCUACAGAGUCUGUCCAUUGUUCAUAACUGCCUUCUGGGAGCAAGCAGCCUUCUGCCUCCACUGAAUGGAGAACCUGUGCCGGAGAAGAUAAACAGUAUGAUUCAGCUAUGCGAGACAAACGUUUACACUGGAGUAGACUAUGACCUGUCUAGAGAGAACUACAGAGAGGACAUCUGUAAGGUGAUUAGACCUCUACUACACCACACUCUAGAGCACUCAGAGGAUGACAUCAAAUCCCUCUUCUCAAUUAUAAAGAUCAUCAACGACCUGCUCCACUUUAAAGGCUCACACAAACAUGAGUUUGACUCACGUUGGAAAAGUUUCAGUCUCAUUAAGAAGUCCAUGGAGAACAAGCUUCAUGGCAGUAAACAGCACAUUAGAGCUCUACUCAUAGACAGAGUCAUGUUGCAACAUGAGUUAAGAAAUCUGACCAAGGAGGGAUGUUGCUACAGGAGUGUUCAUCAGGACUUGAUAAAUGACCUGCUUAGACUGUCCACCAGCAGGUACAGUCAGGUGAGGAGUAAAGCUCAGAACGUGCUGUUCACAGCACUGGGAACCUACAGCUUAUGCUGCAGAGACGUCAUCCCUGCGGUGCUGGAGUAUCUGGACCCAGACCGCACUGACGUCACCCAGCAGCAAUUCAAAGGUGCCUUGUACUGUCUGUUAGGGAACCACUCUGGGAUCUGUCUUGCUAACCUGCAGUACUGGGACUGCAUUGCUCUCACAUGGCCUGCCAUUUUGCGUUCUGGUAUGAGCCCCUCAAUGUCUCUAGAGAAGUCUUCAGUCGUCCGGCUCUUUGAUGAUCUGGCUGACAAAAUCCACCGCCAGUACGAGACCAUCGGAAUUGACUUUUCUAUCCCGGAGAGCUGUGUGGAGGUUGCUCUAAAAAUGAUGAAAUCCAGUAACCCAGAACCGACUCCAUGUGCCGCCUCUGAACAGGAGGAACUGGAGGGAAGAAAGAGACAGGAACAGAAAAACAAAGACUCAGUGCAGAAGUAUGAGAAGCUAGUGGUGGAUCUUUUGGACAGGCUUUACGACCGAAACUUGCCCUGGAAGUUUGAGCAGAUAACUAUCGGCUUCCUCUCUCUGAUGCUGAGAGAUGACCACCCCUUGCCUUCCUCUGCAGUCCUCUUUUUCGUUGAGAGCCUGAACCACGACUCGCUCUUAGUUCGCAAUGGUGCGAUAUCAGCAGUGAGUGGCAUUCUAAAGCAGCUCAAGAGACCUCACAAGAAAGUGGCAGUGAAUCCCUACGACAUAUCUGAGCUCAAAACCUCGCUGCAGUCAUGUGGUGGUAAAGCUCUAAGCUCUCUGCUGGCGGGAGACAGGCCUGAUAACCAGUGGCUGCGGUAUGACAGCAGCAGGUUGCCGCGCUCCCAGCAGGACUGGAAUGAAUGCUGCUUCAUUGAGAAAACCCACUGGGGCUAUUCCACAUGGCCACGGAAGCUGCUGCUCUAUGCCCCUCUUGAGGAACAGCCCAAACAGGGCAAAACAAGAGAAGAGAUGAAUGAGAGUGAACAGAUCAUAUACAAUCAUUUCUCAGACCAGCAGUUCAUAGAUCAGUUCAUCCAGUAUUUGUCUCUGGAGGACAGAAAGGGGAAAGAUAAAUUCAGCUCACGACGAUUUUGCCUCUUUAAGGGUCUUUUUCGGAACUUUGAUGAUGCCUUCCUGCCUCUGCUGAAGCCUCAUAUGGAGCGUCUGGUUGCAGAUUCCCAUGAGAGCACCCAGCGCUGUGUUGCAGAGAUCAUCUCUGGACUCAUCAGGGGUUCCAAACACUGGAGCUACAGCAAGGUGGAAAAACUGUGGGCUCUGCUGUGUCUACUCCUCCGUAAAGCUCUUUCCAAUAUCACCAUUGAGACGUAUGCGGACUGGGGCACCUGUAUCGCCACUGCCUGCGAGAGCCGAGACCCACGAAAGCUGCACUGGCUGUUUGAGAUGCUGAUGGAAUCUCCGGUCACAGGAGAAGGAGGCUCAUUUGUGGAUGCCUGCCGUCUGUAUGUGCUGCAGGGAGGUCUUGCUCAGCAGGAAUGGAGAGUUCCAGAGUUGCUUCACAGGUUACUACAGUACCUAGAACCCAAACUCACUCAGGUCUACAAGAAUGUACGCGAACGCAUCGGCAGUGUGCUCACCUACAUCUUCAUGAUCGACGUGAACCUGCCACACACUCAGCCCACCACAUCCCCGCGCAUCGCAGAGUUCACCGAGCGUGUGCUGACCAGACUCAAGCCUUUAACGGAGGGCGAGGAGGAGAUCCAGAACCACGUGGUAGAGGAGAACACAGAGGGAGAUCAAGACGAGAGGACACAAGCCAUCAAAUUACUCAAAACUGUGUUGAAGUGGUUGAUGACCAGUGCUGGACGCUCCUUCUCUUCUGUGGUCCCAGAACAGCUUCGUCUCCUCCCUCUACUCUUUAAAAUUGCUCCAGUGGAGAAUGACGACAGCUAUGAUGAGAUGAAGAGAGAUGCUAAGACAUGUCUGUCUCUCAUGUCCCAGGGACUGCUGUACUCAGAGCAGAUCCCACAAGUCCUCAAUGCACUUGAGGAGAUUUCGAGGAGCAGCUCAUGGCACGCCUACACCGUUCUCACCUACCUGCAGAUCAUGGUUUUCUACAAUCUUUUCACCUUCCUCAGCAAUGCCAAGGCCGUCAGUGACGUGAGAGCACUAGUACUGAGCCUGCUGGAGGAUGAACAACUUGAGGUGAGGGAGAUGGCCGCCACCACUUUAAGUGGAUUCCUGCAGUGUAAUUUUCUCAGCAUUGACGAACCCAUGCUGGCCCAUUUUGAGGCCCUGAGCAAAACCCGUCUGCCCAAGCGCAAGAGGAGAGAGCUGGGCUCAGUGGUGGACACGAUCCCUUCUGCUGACCUGGUGCGGCGGCAUGCAGGUGUAUUGGGUCUGAGUGCCUGCAUCCUGUCCAGCCCGUAUGAUGUGCCCACCUGGAUGCCCCAGAUCCUCAUGGACCUGAGUGCCCACCUCAACGACACACAGCCUAUAGAGAUGACUGUGAAGAAAACCCUGUCGGAUUUCCGUCGCACUCAUCAUGAUAACUGGCAGGAACACAAGCAGAAGUUCACAGAUGACCAGCUGCUGGUGCUCACAGAUCUGCUGGUCUCCCCCUGUUACUACGCUUAGAAUGAUGUCACUGUCUGGUGAAGGGAAAAGGCAAAGCUAACUGAAACCUGAAUUUUUGUUUGCUCUGAAUGUCUGGGAUUGUUUGUAGAGGACAGAAAAUUAAAACGCAGUUUAUGUAGCAAUAGAUGCAAUCAUCUAGUUAUGAGAUAACUAGAAUAUUUUACUAAACUCUUUUUUUAUUAUUAUUUUUGAAUACACUUAAUAUUUAAGGGGAACUUUAUUGCAGGUAUCGCUGACCUGCAUCUAUAAUGUUCUUGUAUAGUUUUCAGUUUCUGCUUGUUUGAGUGCAGUAUGGAUUGUUAUAGCCCAAUAUAAAGCAGUUUUCUGCACUGCAUUUAUUGUAAUACUAGCAUUUUACAAUUUUAGCAGUAAUCUGUUUGAAAUGUGUACACAUGUAAUGUUGGUAAAUGUUACAUAUGUGUAUGAGGUAAAAGUACCCAUUUCUUUUUUUUCUUUUUUUUAUAGUAGCACUA
Messenger RNA from Sinocyclocheilus rhinocerous, 5597 nucleotides. RefSeq names its product proteasome activator complex subunit 4A-like. NCBI's taxonomy places the organism in Eukaryota, Metazoa, Chordata, Actinopteri, Cypriniformes, Cyprinidae. Gene Ontology annotation, molecular function: peptidase activator activity; proteasome binding. Gene Ontology annotation, biological process: proteasomal ubiquitin-independent protein catabolic process. Gene Ontology annotation, cellular component: nucleus; cytosol; spermatoproteasome complex. The record is from RefSeq and is a predicted model, not a curated record.